GGGAGAACUGGAUAGAAGAAACCGGAGACAAUCUAACCCAAAGGCCAAAGCACACAGAUAAUUUACAACAAAAAUACAUAAUAAAUAUAACACACCAUUUCUACAAGCACCAAAACGAAGCCACGCUCAAUUUUCUCAUUUCUUCGCUGACUCCGUCUCUCCUCCACUGCACCACACCCACCGCCACCACCGCCGGUCCCAUCACCGUCGCGAAGCUCCUCACCUCCACCUAAUCAACUCAAUGCCGGCCCAAAAGCGCUCGGCCGAAACCACCACUCCGCCUCCUUCUCCUCCGCCACCGCUUAACGAAGAAAAACUCGAUGAUUCGCUCCAGGACAGCGAGAAUCACAACCACGAGCAGACCGUGAACGCCAGCGAUUCCGAUGAGAGCUCUUACUCCAGUGGUGAAGAAAAGGACGAAUUUAUUGUGGUGAAGUUGGCAGAAAUACGCAAGGAAGUGCAGUGCCCAAUAUGUUUAGGUAUAAUUAGGAAGACAAGGACAGUCAUGGAAUGCUUACAUCGUUUCUGCAGAGAAUGCAUUGACAAAUCCAUGCGCUUAGGCAAUAAUGAAUGUCCAGCUUGCCGCACGCAUUGUGCCAGCCGCAGAUCCUUGAGAGAUGAUCCGAAUUAUGAUGCCCUAAUUGCCACUCUGUAUCCUGACAUUGAUAAGUAUGAGGAGGAGGAAUUGGCUUUCCAUGAGGAGGAGAAGGCUCGCAAUAAGCAGAUACAAGCUUCUAUUUCCCAAACAUUUCGUCGACAAGCUGAAGCACUAGGAAAGAAGCGAACAUCAGCCAGAGUCACAGCAGCAGCAUUUGUCAGGCGACAGGGUAAUUAUCGAAAUUUGAGAGGCCGGAGAAAUAGAAUGGCUGAGAAUCAAGGAUCUGAUGAAGAGGAAGGAACUAACGGAAAUGAUGGUAGCAAAGACUCGUCGUCAGCUGAUGAACGCUCUCCUGACAUCAAAUCUAAGAGAUAUAAAAGACGGCGAGGAGCUCGGACUUCACAAACAUCAGGAGCAAAUGCAGAUGGAGGUUCUGAUGAUAAUGAUUCUGAAACCAACAGAGAAUUAGUAAGCGCUUCAGUUGGAAUUAUUGGAGGUACAGAAAUUCUUGCCUGGGGAAGAGGUGGCAUGCGCAGUAACACCCGACAUGGUGGUCAUAGUUGGGCCAACAGCAAACUUUCCAGGAAUAAUCGGCUCUCAAAUCUAAUUGAUCAUCUCCAAUCUUCAAAGGAAAAUGAAGAGUUGAAAGUAAGUCUGACGCUUGUUUCAUUGCUUGAGGACAAAAUACCCAGCCUGAAGCGACCUUAUCUCUGCUGUAGUUCUCGAUCAUCAGUUAGACACUUAUGCCAGUAUGUUGCUAUGCAGACAUCUACGGAAGCUAGUGAAGUUGAGAUACUAAUAAUUAAAGAUUUUCAUCCUGUAAACAAUACUUCAAGUUUCAAAAAUGAGCCUAGCAUUCUAAAUGCUUGCCACAGUGAGUUGCAGCUUUUGAAUGAGCAUCAGACAUUGGGGGAAAUUCAUGGCAGUUUUACUCAGCAGAAUCUGGUUUUGGCAUAUCGGCGGAAGGCGCAAGGCGAAGGUAAUUGACUAGGAUGGAGCUUACAUCUCUCUCAAAGGAAGCUGCCAACUGUAUGCAGGAUUGAAGUCUGCUUUGGUAUAUUUAAAAGUUAGAUAUUUUGUACAUAUUACAUGCGGAGUCCUCCGAUAAUUAAAAACUCUUAUACAAUCAACUCUGGUGAAAGUUUA
Salvia miltiorrhiza (redroot sage) is the source of this 1744-nucleotide messenger RNA. Its product is annotated as putative E3 ubiquitin-protein ligase RING1a. Bases 242 to 1585 code for a protein of 447 amino acids. The record is from RefSeq and is a predicted model, not a curated record. Lineage: Eukaryota; Viridiplantae; Streptophyta; Magnoliopsida; Lamiales; Lamiaceae. The transcript has 10 exons.